This is a messenger RNA of Tuber aestivum (summer truffle), 3524 nucleotides long. Lineage: Eukaryota; Fungi; Ascomycota; Pezizomycetes; Pezizales; Tuberaceae. The record is from the annotation of a GenBank genome assembly.
GUAAAAGAAGGGCUCCAAAACAGCAGUCACUCUUCGUGCGAGGGCUCUUGACUGAGACGAGAGAAGUUAGGAAGUGUGGAUUUGUCAGGAUGCCAAGACCGCCCUACCAAUUUUUAGACACUAUAUCGUAGCCAAUCACAACCGCCCCACCACUCAUUUAAAACAAGUCUGACCCCUCACCGUACAAACCGUCUACAACCCCUCACUUUUUUGCACCCCCCCCAUCUCUUCCCAUCCCUUGUUCUACACACUUCUAUCCAUCAACCAUCCGCUCGAUCGGACGACUUGCUCUGCCUAAGUCUUCCCUUGCGAGAGCUUUUCUUAACUCCCUACACAAAAGUUUGUUACUCGCCUUUCUAAAAAAACUGACAAAAUGGUCAAGUAAGUUUCCUUUGGCAUCCGGCUCCCAAUGGGACGUGAUAAUUUUUGACUAAUAUUCUGUGAUUUUUUUUUUUCAGCUUCACCGUCGAACAGGUAUGUCAACUCAUCCUAAUUCAGAAUCAGCGUUAUCAGGGAUCAAUGCACAGAAUGCUAACUUCCACUCGCUAGAUCCGUGAGUUGAUGGACCAUGUUACAAACGUCCGUAACAUGUCCGUCAUUGCCCACGGUGCGAAAUUGCUCCCUAAAGUUAAAGGAAAAAGUGUGUGGAAUCUAAUGAUGAUAUAGUGGACCACGGAAAAUCUACCCUGACCGACUCCCUCGUCCAGCGGGCGGGCAUUAUUUCCGCCGCGAAGGCCGGCGAGCAGCGGUUUACGGACACUCGUCAGGACGAGCAGGACCGUUGUAUUACCAUUAAGUCAACUGCUAUCUCUCUAUAUGCCGAGCUCUCGGAAGAGGACUGCAAGGACAUUACCCAGAAAACUGAGGGAAGCAACUUUUUGAUCAACUUGAUUGAUUCCCCCGGUCACGUCGAUUUCUCUUCUGAAGUUACGGCUGCACUCCGUGUCACUGAUGGUGCCCUCGUUGUCGUCGAUUGUGUUGAAGGUGUUUGUGUGCAGACGGAGACUGUAUUGCGUCAAGCUCUUUCCGAGCGUAUCAAACCCGUCUGCAUUAUCAACAAGGUCGAUCGUGCCCUUUUGGAGCUGCAGGUAUCAAAGGAAGACUUGUACCAGUCGUUCUCCCGGACAAUAGAAUCCGUGAACGUCAUUGUCGCCACAUACUUUGACAAGGCCCUUGGUGAUGUUCAGGUUUACCCUUACAAGGGAACUGUUGCUUUCGGUUCCGGUCUCCACGGUUGGGCGUUCACUGUCCGCCAGUUCGCCGGGCGUUAUGCCAAGAAAUUUGGUGUUGACAAAGGCAAGAUGAUGGAGCGUCUGUGGGUAUGUUCGACUAUUGCCCCAUUAAAACUAUUCCGUAAUGCUAAUUUGGCAUCCAGGGUGACAACUUCUUCAACGCUAAGACCAAGAAAUGGACCAAGACUGAGAUGUACGAGGGCAAGCCUUUGGAACGUGCCUUCAACCAGUUUAUCCUUGACCCCAUUUUCAAAAUUUUCGCGGCUGUCAUGAACUUCAAGAAGGACGAGAUCCCGGUUCUACUGGAGAAGCUCGAAAUCACCCUCAAGUCCGAAGAGAAGGAUCUCGAAGGAAAGGCUCUCCUCAAGGUUGUGAUGAGAAAGUUCUUGCCUGCCGCUGAUGCUCUCAUGGAGAUGAUUGUCAUGCAUUUGCCUUCUCCCGUUACCGCCCAGAAAUAUCGCGCUGAGACUCUGUACGAAGGUCCUUCUGACGAUGAGGCCUGCAUUGGUAUUCGGGAUUGUGACCCUAAAGCUCCUCUCAUGCUGUACGUUUCCAAGAUGGUACCGACCUCCGACAAGGGCCGUUUCUACGCCUUCGGUCGUGUUUUCGCCGGUACUGUCAAGUCCGGUCUUAAGGUCCGCAUUCAAGGCCCUAACUACACCCCCGGUCGUAAGGAGGACCUGUACAUCAAGGCCAUUCAACGCACAAUUCUCAUGAUGGGUCGCUAUAUCGAGCCUAUUGAGGACGUCCCAGCCGGUAACAUUGUCGGCUUGGUUGGUGUUGAUCAGUUCUUGCUCAAGUCUGGUACCCUUACCACUUCUGACACCGCCCACAACCUGAAGGUUAUGAAGUUUUCCGUAUCUCCUGUUGUCCAGGUCGCCGUCGAAGUCAAGAACGCCAACGAUCUACCCAAGUUGGUUGAAGGACUUAAGCGCCUCUCCAAGUCUGACCCUUGUGUCUUGACUUUCAUCUCGGAGUCCGGUGAGCACAUCGUUGCCGGUGCUGGCGAAUUGCAUUUGGAGAUUUGUUUGAAGGAUCUAGAGGAAGAUCAUGCAGGUAUCCCAUUGAAGAUUUCUCCUCCUGUCGUCUCAUACCGUGAGACUGUUGCCGACACUUCGAGUAUGACGGCCUUGUCAAAGUCGCCCAACAAACACAACCGUCUCUACGUCUCUGCCGCCCCACUUAGCGAGGAUGUUGCUAAGGAUAUUGAGGCCGGGAAAAUUGGCCCCCGUGACGACUUUAAGGCCCGUGCAAGAGUUCUUGCUGACGAGCACGGAUGGGAUGUCACCGAUGCCCGUAAGAUUUGGUGUUUCGGUCCUGACACCAAUGGUGCCAACUUGCUCGUUGACAUGACCAAGGCCGUACAGUACCUCAAUGAAAUCAAGGAUUCCGUCGUUUCUGGGUUUCAGUGGGCUACCCGUGAGGGCCCCAUUGCCGAAGAGCCUAUGCGAAGUGUCCGUUUCAACGUGCUCGAUGUCACUCUGCACGCUGAUGCUAUUCACCGUGGCGGUGGACAGAUCAUCCCGACUGCUCGUCGUGUCUUGUACGCCGCUACGCUGCUCGCUCAGCCCGGCCUUUUGGAGCCCAUUUACCUUGUUGAGAUCCAAGUUCCUGAGCAGGCUAUGGGUGGUAUCUAUGGUGUCCUGACCCGAAGAAGAGGUCACGUUUUCUCUGAGGAGCAGCGCCCCGGUACUCCUCUAUUCAACGUCAAGGCCUAUUUGCCUGUCAACGAGUCCUUCGGUUUCACCGCCGAUCUCCGUUCGCACACCGGUGGGCAAGCUUUCCCCCAGUCAGUAUUUGACCAUUGGGCAGUCCUUCCAGGUGGUUCGCCUCUUGACGCCACCACCAAGCCGGGUCAGAUUGUCCAGGGGAUGCGUAAACGCAAGGGUAUCAAACCCGAGGUAAGAACAGCUGCCUGUAAAACAUUCAAAUUAGGAGUGUAAGCUAACUUUUUCGUGAACAGGUUCCCGGCAUUGAGAACUACUAUGACAAACUUUGAGCUGUUAAAAAAAUGCAAAGGGGAAAAACAUCCUAACGGCGAUACGAGGGUUGGCAUUUCUUUAAUUGGGUUUUCUUAUGGUCUUUUUUUUUCUUUUUUCAAUUGGUUCCUGUUACAACAAGCUAAGUCUUUUAUAUUCUAGCAACCGUCGUUGUCAAAUAAAGGGACGGAAGACCCCUUUUGUGGGGUUUCUUACUUUUUUUCUCUUCGCAUUCACUGAUCCUUUUCCUAGGGUGGUUCCAAUACUCUUUGGAUAGCGAAUGUGUCACCAAUAAACCAAAUAUUGAAAGGAG